Molecule: messenger RNA, 5767 nt
Organism: Loxodonta africana (African savanna elephant)
Lineage: Eukaryota; Metazoa; Chordata; Mammalia; Proboscidea; Elephantidae
Gene: ADGRL2
Product: adhesion G protein-coupled receptor L2
Exons: 22
Coding region: 1418-5497 (1359 amino acids)
Biological process (GO): adenylate cyclase-activating G protein-coupled receptor signaling pathway; cell surface receptor signaling pathway
Cellular component (GO): plasma membrane
Molecular function (GO): carbohydrate binding; G protein-coupled receptor activity
Source: RefSeq, a predicted model, not a curated record
GGGGAAGUUACGGGGUGGCUCCUGGGAAGACUGUGGGGCUGAGAGCCCUCUGGGAGCCUGGUUAGUAGGAUGAGGUGCAGAGGGGGAGCGCGGUGAGAAAAAGCGUGGGAGAAGCGCGAGGAAAGGGGAAGACCCCCCUAACAAUGAAGCGUGGGCUCCUUGAUUGGCUGGGCGACCCUCUGGCGGAGGAGCUAGGGCGAGCGAAUCGACAAAAGCGCCCCAGCUGUGUGAAGUCACUUUUGCUAGACUCCUUCGCUUGGGACCAGUAAAGUUUGUUCCUUUAACCGAACCAGGGGGUUUGGGUUAGGGGAAGUCGCUGGAAGCUUUCCUUAGUACCAGAGUGUCUCUGAGCGGAGGCUGAGGAACGUAUGUCUUUAUUUUAUAUCUUCCCAUUCUGUCCUCAAAAAGCAUAGUUGGAGGGGACAAGUCCUGCGAUGUCUGUCUUUUCCUUUCGCGGUCUUCUAGGGACUCCUCCCCCCUCAUUCUUUGCCCGUUCUCUGGCUUCCUCAUUCCUUUCUUCCUGAUGCAAACUGUGUUGUCUCGGAUUCAGACCGAGGAAAUGUUUUCCUCCUGUUUCUUGAAAGGUGUCAGGCUUCUUAGCAGCUUCUCCAGGCAGCCUGGGAGCGUCUGAGUCGCAGCCACCAACCAUAUGGUUCCUGUUACAAAGGCCAGGUUCUAAGGCACUCUUCCCCCACCCUGCCCCCAAUUCUCAUUUUCUUAUGCAUUCUUUACAGUAUGUGUACUCCUCUCUUCCCCUUUCCAGAGGCGUAGAUUUAACGGACAUAGUUGGUUCAUUCAGAUCCCUGUCAAUGUUUGUGCCUGGAACGGGCCCCACGGAGCUUGCUCUUUGCUCAGCUGGAGUUGCACAACGAUGAAAAUCACAUCCGUUUGAUAUGAGGAUCAAUGAUGCAGACUGCUGGGUUCGAUGAAGCUGGGCAUUUAUAACUAGAUUCAUUAAGGAAUACAAAGAAAAUAUUUAAAGGGAUCAAUAAUGGUGUCUUCUGGUUGCAGAAUGCGAAGUCUGUGGUUUAUCAUUAUAAUCAGCUUCUUAUCGAAUACAGAAGAAAGAAGCCAGCAGAGAGACAUGGGGACUUCAUACUACCAAGAAAGCAGUGCCCGGAGCAGAGCAUGUCCUUUGGACCCAGAGGGUCCCUGUGCUGAGAAGCUCCUAGUCCAGGGGAAGAUUGAUGACAAGGACCUUCCUCCAGAGCCUACAGAGAGACAAAGCCUUCCUCUGGAACUGAUGCCCUGAAUUUGGACUUCUAGCCUCCUAGAUUGUGAGAGAAUAAACUUCUGUUUGUUGAAGCCAUCCAGUUGUGGUUUCAGCAGAGCAGCUUUACCAUUUGGGUUAGUGAGGCGAGAACUUUCCUGUGAAGGUUAUUCUAUAGACCUGCGAUGUCCAGGAAGUGAUGUGAUCAUGAUUGAGAGCGCUAACUACGGUCGGACAGAUGACAAGAUUUGUGAUGCUGACCCAUUUCAGAUGGAGAAUACAGACUGCUACCUCCCAGAUGCCUUUAAAAUUAUGACACAAAGGUGCAACAAUCGAACACAGUGUAUAGUAGUUACUGGGUCAGAAGUAUUUCCUGAUCCAUGUCCUGGAACAUACAAAUACCUUGAAGUCCAAUAUGAAUGUGUCCCUUAUAUUUUUGUGUGUCCUGGGACUUUGAAAGCAAUUGUGGACUCGCCAUGUAUAUACGAAGCUGAACAAAAGGCAGGUGCUUGGUGCAAGGACCCUCUUCAGGCUGCAGAUAAAAUUUAUUUCAUGCCCUGGACUCCCUACCGUACUGAUACUUUGAUAGAAUAUGCUUCUUUAGAAGAUUUCCAAAACAGUCGCCAAACAACAACAUAUAAACUUCCAAAUCGGGUAGAUGGUACUGGAUUUGUGGUGUACGAUGGUGCUGUCUUCUUCAACAAAGAACGAACAAGAAAUAUUGUGAAAUUUGAUUUGAGGACUAGAAUUAAGAGUGGUGAGGCCAUAAUUAACUAUGCCAACUACCAUGAUACCUCACCAUAUAGAUGGGGAGGAAAGACUGAUAUCGACCUAGCAGUUGAUGAAAAUGGCUUAUGGGUCAUAUAUGCCACUGAGCAGAACAAUGGAAUGAUAGUUAUUAGCCAACUGAAUCCAUACACUCUUCGAUUUGAAGCAACGUGGGAGACUGUAUAUGACAAACGUGCCGCAUCAAAUGCUUUUAUGAUAUGUGGAGUCCUCUAUGUAGUCAGGUCGGUUUACCAAGACAAUGAAAGUGAAACCGGCAAGAACGCAAUUGAUUACAUCUACAACACCCGAUUAAACCGAGGAGAAUAUGUAGAUGUUCCCUUCCCCAACCAGUACCAGUACAUUGCUGCAGUGGAUUACAACCCAAGAGAUAAUCAGCUCUAUGUGUGGAACAAUAACUUCAUUUUACGAUAUUCUCUGGAGUUCGGUCCACCUGAUCCUGCCCAAGUGCCUACCACAGCUGUGACAAUAACUUCUUCAGCUGAGCUGUUCAAAACCACAGUAUCAACCACAAGCACUACUUCACAGAAAGGCCCCAUGAGCACAACUGUAGCUGGAUCCCAGGAAGGAAGCAAAGGGACAAAACCUCCUCCAGCAGUUUCUACAACCAAAAUUCCUCCUGUAACAAAUAUUUUUCCCCUGCCAGAGAGAUUCUGCGAAGCAUUAGAAGCGAGGGGGAUAUGGUGGCCUCAGACACAAAGGGGAAUGAUGGUUGAACGACCCUGUCCCAAGGGAACAAGAGGAACUGCCUCGUAUCUCUGCAUGGUUUCCACUGGAACAUGGAACCCUAAGGGCCCCGAUCUUAGCAACUGCACCUCACACUGGGUAAAUCAGCUGGCUCAGAAGAUCAGAAGUGGAGAAAAUGCUGCUAGUCUUGCCAAUGAACUGGCUAAACAUACCAAAGGGCCAGUGUUUGCUGGGGAUGUAAGUUCUUCAGUGAGACUGAUGGAGCAGUUGGUGGACAUUCUUGACGCACAGCUUCAGGAACUGAAACCUAGUGAAAAAGACUCAGCUGGAAGGAGUUAUAACAAGCUCCAAAAACGAGAGAAGACAUGCAGGGCUUACCUUAAGGCAAUUGUUGACACAGUGGACAACCUUCUGAGACCUGAAGCUUUGGAAUCAUGGAAACAUAUGAAUUCUUCUGAACAAGCACAUACUGCAACAAUGUUACUCGAUACAUUGGAAGAAGGAGCUUUUGUCCUGGCUGACAAUCUUUUAGAACCAACAAGGGUUUCGAUGCCCACAGAAAAUAUUGUUCUAGAAGUUGCAGUGCUCAGCACAGAAGGACAAGUCCAAGACUUUAAAUUUCCUCUGGGCAUCAAAGGAUCAGGCAGUUCGAUUCAACUCUCUGCAAAUACUGUGAAACAGAACAGCAGGAAUGGGCUUGCAAAAUUGGUGUUCAUCAUUUACCGGAGUCUGGGACAGUUCCUUAGUACAGAAAAUGCAACCAUAAAACUGGGUGGUGACUUUAUUGGUCGUAAUAGUACUAUUGCGGUGAAUUCCCACGUCAUUUCAGUUUCAAUCAAUAAAGAGUCCAGCCGAGUAUACUUGACUGAUCCUGUGCUUUUUACUCUACCACACAUUGAUCCUGAUAAUUAUUUCAAUGCAAACUGCUCCUUCUGGAACUACUCAGAGAGAACUAUGAUGGGAUAUUGGUCUACCCAGGGCUGCAAGCUGGUUGACACUAAUAAAACUCGUACAACGUGUGCGUGCAGCCACCUAACCAAUUUCGCAAUUCUCAUGGCCCGCAGGGAAAUUGCAUACAAAGAUGGAGUUCAUGAAUUACUUCUUACAGUUAUCACCUGGGUGGGAAUUGUCAUUUCCCUUGUUUGCCUGGCUAUCUGCAUCUUCACCUUUUGCUUUUUCCGUGGUCUACAGAGUGACCGUAACACUAUUCACAAGAACCUCUGUAUCAACCUUUUCAUUGCUGAAUUUAUUUUCUUAAUAGGCAUUGAUAAAACAAAAUACAUGAUUGCAUGCCCAAUAUUUGCGGGACUUUUACACUUUUUCUUUUUGGCGGCUUUUGCUUGGAUGUGCCUAGAAGGUGUGCAGCUGUACCUAAUGUUAGUUGAAGUUUUUGAAAGUGAAUAUUCAAGGAAGAAAUACUACUAUGUUGCUGGUUACUUGUUUCCUGCCACCGUGGUUGGAGUUUCAGCUGCUAUUGACUAUAAGAGCUAUGGAACAGAAAAAGCUUGCUGGCUUCAUGUUGAUAAUUAUUUUAUAUGGAGUUUUAUUGGACCCGUUACUUUCAUUAUUCUGCUUAAUAUUAUCUUCCUGGUGAUCACAUUGUGCAAAAUGGUGAAACACUCAAACACUUUGAAACCAGAUUCUAGCAGGUUGGAAAACAUUAAGUCUUGGGUGCUUGGUGCUUUUGCUCUUCUGUGUCUUCUUGGCUUGACCUGGUCAUUUGGGUUGCUUUUUAUUAAUGAGGAGACUAUCGUGAUGGCUUAUCUCUUCACCAUCUUCAACGCCUUCCAGGGAGUGUUCAUUUUCAUAUUUCACUGUGCUCUCCAAAAGAAAGUACGAAAAGAGUAUGGGAAGUGCUUCAGACACUCAUAUUGCUGUGGCGGCCUCCCAACCGAGAGCCCCCACAGCUCAGUGAAGGCAUCUACCACCAGGACCAGUGCUCGGUACUCCUCUGGCACACAGAGUCGUAUAAGAAGGAUGUGGAAUGACACUGUGAGAAAACAGUCUGAAUCUUCUUUUAUCUCAGGUGACAUCAAUAGUACUUCGACACUUAAUCAAGGACAUUCACUGAACAAUGCCAGGGAUACAAGUGCCAUGGAUACUCUACCGCUAAAUGGUAAUUUUAACAACAGCUACUCACUGCGGAAGGGAGACUAUAAUGACAGCGUGCAAGUCGUGGACUGUGGACUAAGUCUGAAUGAUACUGCUUUUGAGAAAAUGAUCAUUUCGGAAUUAGUGCACAACAACCUGCGGGGCGGCAGCAAGACUCACAACCUCGAGCUCACGCUACCGGUCAAACCUAUGAUUGGAGGGAGCAGCAGUGAAGAUGAUGCUAUCGUGGCAGAUGCUUCAUCUUUAAUGCACGGAGACAACCCAGGGCUGGAGCUCCAUCAGAAAGAACUCGAGGCACCGCUCAUUCCUCAACGGACUCACUCCCUUCUGUACCAGCCCCAGAAGAAAGUGAAGCCUGAGGGAACUGACAGCUAUGUCUCCCAGCUGACAGCCGAGGCCGAGGACCACCUCCAGUCCCCCAACAGAGACUCUCUUUAUACAAGCAUGCCCAAUCUUAGAGACUCUCCCUACCAGGAGAGCAGCCCUGAUGUGGAAGAAGACCUGUCUCCCUCCAGGAGGAGUGAGAAUGAGGACAUUUACUAUAAAAGCAUGCCAAAUCUUGGAGCUGGCCAUCAGCUUCAGGUAUGCUACCAGAUCAGCAGAGGCAAUAGUGAUGGCUAUAUAAUCCCCAUUAACAAAGAAGGGUGUAUUCCAGAAGGAGAUGUUAGGGAAGGACAAAUGCAGCUGGUCACAAGUCUUUAAUAGUGCAGCUAAGGAAUUCAGGGCCACAUGCAAGUAUUAAGAAGUAAAUAAAGACUCCAACGGCCCCAUGCAACUCCCUCAAACUCUGCUUGAAGAGACGGCUCUGUUGACCUGUGGUUCUCCAGUGUAAAAAAAGAAAAGAUGACUGAACCUUGCAGUUCUGUGAAUUUUUAUAAAACAUAUAAAAACUUUAUAUAUACACAGAGUAUACUAAAAUGAAUUAUUUGUUACAAAGAAAAGAAAUGCCAACCAGGUAUUUUAAGAUUCUGC